Messenger RNA from Akanthomyces muscarius, 1836 nucleotides. RefSeq lists its product as uncharacterized. The transcript is spliced from 3 exons. The coding region runs from base 1 to 1836 and encodes 611 amino acids. The record is from RefSeq and is a predicted model, not a curated record. Lineage: Eukaryota; Fungi; Ascomycota; Sordariomycetes; Hypocreales; Cordycipitaceae.
AUGACGGACGUCGAGAUGGAUGUCGAUACGAUACAACAACCCUCUCUCGAGGUGCCUGUGGAUGACGAUCUCAUUAACUAUGAGAGUGAUGCGGCGGACUAUUCCCUUACCGUAGACCAAGAUCUUGUCGAUGGCGCGAUUCCGGAAUCCGUUCAAAACGCAUAUGCAAACGCAGAGCAUACCGACCAGAGUGGCAACACCAAUGCCGAAAAGGCCGCCGAGGACCAUAGCAUGGACAAUUUGGCAGAAGCUGCCGGUGUUGCGAUAGAGUACAACUCGAAUGAGCAACCGAAUAUUGAACAGGCCCCCGAGCCUAAGCUGCCACUCGACGCCGACGCUGCCGGAGCCGCACUCGAUGCACUGACAGAAGCUGUUGGUGACGAGAUCGACUAUGGCCUUGGAGAGGUCGAUUAUAGUGGAGAACAAAACGAUGAUGGAAUGCAUGAAGAAGUUGCAGAAGAGGCUCAAGGCGCCACCGAAAAUGCAGGAACCAAGGUUUCCGAAGAACAUGCUGAGAUCAGUUGGGAGGAUGAUGCUGCCGACAAUGCGACGGCCGAAGUUCAAGAAGAGAGAGUUGAUGAGCAGGACGAGCUUUUCAAAGAAGCGAACACUGCCCAGUUCGGCGACUGGAAUGAACAAGCAAAUGUCGAGGAUGACGAGAAAGAGAGCAGAGAUCGUCGGCAGGACGAGUGGCAAGCGCUUGAAAGUGUCAUUUCUGGGAACGCCAGUAUAGAUGCCGCCGGCGAUCUUCAAUUAGAGAACACCGACCGUCGCUUUCCAAACAUCACGGUGCAAUACCAAGGAGACGAAUUCCCAUUCUUCUCGUCUGGCAAUGAGGGCUUCUUCUCUGACUUGUCCAUCCUCAAUGACAACAUGCAGAAUGUUUUUAGCGGAUUUCGUUCGCAGUUGGAGCAUGAGGUGACAGCAGAAGAUGAGUUAGUCUUCCAAGUAGAUGAGCUUGGGUUGGAGUUCACAGAGUCAACCCCGUCUAACGUUACAAUGCAUCAAAUUCUGGAGGUGUUUGACUUGCUUAUCAAGAAUGAUGACCCUAACGGCCGCCGAACGUUGUACACCUAUUUGUUUACAAGGUUAAACAGCGCGAGAAGAUACGAAUUUCUAGUAGAGAGCGCCACGUCAGGCAAAGGUCUAGAAGAGAUUCAGCAUCACUUUUCACAGCAAUCCAACCACAACGACAGCGAUGGCGACGGGACAGAUGACAGUGCGGUGUCUAGUGAACACGCCGAAGACCAGGACGAACAAAGCUACGCGCAUGAGCAAUUGGAUGAAGAUGGAGAAAACGAUGAGCACGACGAUGUGCACCAUGAAGAGUAUGCUGAACUGAACAUCGAAGAGCAUGGUGAAGUACACAUUGAAGAGCAUGCUGAAGGCGACGUUGAAGAGCACGGCGAGGAAUACCAUGAAGAGCCUGCUGAUGACCAUCAAGAAGAGGUUGAAUACUUUGAUGAGUCUGUCCCACAGGAAGAUGAAGCGUCGCAUGGGGAUGACUCGGCCAUUGCAAUCGCAGAUCCGGUCGAAGGCCUUGACGCAAAUGAGCAUGACGACAGCUUUGCCCAUGAACAUAGCAGCACGACCAGCACCCUUCAAGGUGACGCUGAUGGCACUGCUCUUGCUGAUGACGAAACCGCUGUUGACGCCGAAGCCGAUGGCCCCGUAUUCGUCACCGAGGCAAAUGAAGAUGCCGAAAUUGAUUGGCGAGACGACGACGAGAUUGAACUAGUUGGCGAUGGGGGUUCAGUAACUGGCAAGCGGUCGCGCGAUGACAAUGACGAGCCUGAUGUGGACGACGAAAUUGACUUUAAGCGUCGACGAUCUUGA